CCUCUCUUUCUCUCUCUAUCUCUCCAAAGAAGAGAAGAGAGAAGAAAAUUAGAGAAAAGGGAGUUAAGAAGAAGCCCUAAAGGGAGGAGGAGGCGAUGGGAAAGCUUCUCUGCGACUCAAGCGCCGUCACCGAAACCCUAAAGCCCUCACCGCCCCUCCUCCAAUGGCCGGAGAUCCCGCCCCCCGCCUCGACAAUACCGUCGGCGGAGGCGGAUCCGGCCUCCACCGCUGCCGCUGCAUGGGGGACCGUGCCCGGGCUGGAGGAGCAGCAGCGGCGGCACCUGGAGAAGAUCCACGCGCGGGGGGUGUUCUGGCGGAAUCCCCAGGACGCGUCGACGCCUGGGACGGUUUUCCGGCUGGAGCACGGCGGAGAGGUUGAAUCGGACGGGAACUGCCUAUUUUCCGCCGCAAGGAGGGCGAUGGGGGCGGCGGCGAAGGGGAUGGGACCGCGGGAGCUGAGGCAGCGGACGGUGCAGCGGUUCCAAGAGGACCACAGAUCGGCGGAAGGGGAGGCGAGGGAGGCGGUAGAUGCGGCGAUCCGGCACCUCUACUCGCCGGAUCUGAAGUCCGGUUGGGGGAUCCACGUGGUCCAGGAGGUGAAGCUCCUCGCGAGGAAGGUGGAUCGGGAGGAAAUGGACGCCGCCAUCCAAGAGCUCGUAGAUCUGGGGCUCCGGAGGGAGGUUGCAGCAGAAUCUAUUUAUAAGGAGAGAUGCAUUGCUGUGAAUGAUGGUCCUAGUUGGGUAAAGUAUAUGUCCAUCUCUGGCUCUCAAGAAGAUGAACAUGACAUAAUCACUAUGCAGUACACGGAAGAGGGCUUGUUAAGUGUAGAUGAGAACUGGGAUGGCCAUGCUGCAGCUUUUGGGGAUGACAUUGCAAUUGAGAGCUUGGCAACAGAGUUCAAGAGAGAAGUUUAUGUGGUUCAAGCACAUGGUUCAGAUGCAAUGGUUGAUGAAGACAAUUGUGUCUUCUUUCUUCCACACCGACCUAGGGGUCAGAUCUGUGGACCUCCAAUUUUUCUGUUUAUGAAAGGCACAGGCUGGUGUGGUGCUGGAGCUGACCAUUAUGAACCUUUGAUAGCUAGUCCUAUUCCUCUUAUUUCCCAGGAGAAGGCAGCUGUUGUACUCUGAGGAUACUGAAUAUGCAGUUUUUGUGGAGUAAAGGUGGAUCAAGUUUUUUUUUUUUUUUUCAUGUUGGGAAGACCCAACCAAUUAGGAUCGAAUGAGAAUUAUUAUUGCAUACCUAUUUUUUGACAUGAACCCAUUUGGAUCAACACUGACUCUAACCUGCAGGUCUUCACCUGCUUCUGAGAGACCUCUGAGUGCUUGUGUAACGGCAUUUCUAGCUCGGUUGGUGAGAGUAUUUUCAAGUUAUUAGAUGGUGAAUUUUUUCCCUUCUGUACUGGGUUUUCAAGCAUUUUGAGUUCAGUCCAGAGCUGUAUUUCUUUUUACGAAGAUUUCGUCUCUAUUAAAUGAUAGAAUUGGUUGAUUUUUUUUUUAU
Elaeis guineensis (African oil palm) is the source of this 1497-nucleotide messenger RNA. RefSeq lists its product as uncharacterized. NCBI's taxonomy places the organism in Eukaryota, Viridiplantae, Streptophyta, Magnoliopsida, Arecales, Arecaceae. The record is from RefSeq and is a predicted model, not a curated record.